UCGCAGAACGUCCCCCUGGUUUCCCCAGCCUGUUGCCGGAAGGAGUUCGGGUAGCCGCUUCUCGCUGGCCGGAGGCGGCCGCGCGUUCUGCUUCGGAGGAUUCCGGCCUUGAGGAGCGUUUUUCAGGCGGUCUGAGAAGAUCCGGGGCGCCCAGGACGUCCCGAAGCCACCCCGCCCGGCGCCAUGCCCUGGACGUUCAAGAGGGAUCAGUCUGACCAGUAUGGAGCCCAUGAAAAUAUUCCAAGACUUUCAUACCCAAUUUUCUUUCCCCGAUUUGAAUUCCAAGACAUUAUCCCUCCAGAUGAGUUACUAACUAGUGCUGAAGAGCUAGAUUUGGUUUUAUUUGGAACUAUGAGAGGACAAGUUGUUGGACUGCGCUAUUACACAGGAGUUGUAAAUAACAAUGAAAUGGUUGCUUUACAACGAGAGCCUAGUAAUCCCUAUGAUAAGAAUGCUAUUAAAGUAAAUAAUGUGAAUGGAAAUCAGGUUGGCCAUUUGAAGAGAGAGAUUGCAGCUCCCUUGGCCUAUAUCAUGGACAACAAAUUGGCACAAGUGGAAGGUGUAGUUCCUAUUGCUUCAGGUAAUACUUUUACCAUGCCUCUUCAUCUGACCUUCUGGGGAAAAGAAGAAAAUAGAAAAGUGGUUUUAGAUCAGUUGAAGAAACAUGGAUUUAAAUUGGAUCCCACACCAAAAACUUUAGGAUCGAGUUGGGAGAAUGCGUGGGGCUCCGGAAGAGCCGGACCAAGCUAUAGCAGGCCGGCUCAUGUUGCAGUACAGAUGACAACUGAACAGCUCAAAACGGAGUUUGACAAAUUAUUUGAAGAUUUAAAAGAAGAUGAUAAAACUAUUGAAAUGGAGCCAGCUAAGGCUAUUGAAACACCGCUGCUUCCGCACCAAAAACAAGCUCUAGCUUGGAUGGUUGCACGAGAGAACAGCAAAGAACUUCCACCAUUCUGGGAACAGCGCAGUGACUUAUACUAUAAUACAAUAACAAAUUUUUCUGUGAAGGAACGACCAGAAAGUAUUCAUGGAGGAAUUUUAGCUGAUGAUAUGGGUUUGGGCAAAACUCUUACUGCCAUUGCUGUAAUUCUUACCAACUUUGAUGACGGCAGGCCUCUUCUCAGUAAGAGAGACGAGAAGACUCAUUCGGGAAGUGAAUACAAGGAUGAGACCAUCAAACUCAGUGGAAGUAAUAUGAACAUGAAGGCAGACGGAUACUCAGAGCCAUCCACAUGCAGUGAAGAACCCAGUAUUUCAGAUAUUCCGGAGAACAGCAACUGUAUUAUGUCAGAAUUGUCUAGUGUCUGCCCUAAAAGAAGAAAAAUUUCUGUACAGUACAUUGAAAUCAGUGAUUCAGUGGAAAUUGAGACAAGCGAGCUGCCUCAGGAAAUGAAAGACACGUUUGUGAUGGAGGGCUCAAAGACAUGUGACACUGGAGAGAGGACAAGAACAACAUUGAUCAUCUGCCCACUCUCUGUGCUGAGCAACUGGAUUGACCAGUUUGGACAACAUGUAAAAUCAGAAGUGCGCUUGGAUUUUUAUGUUUAUUAUGGUCCUGACCGUAUUAGAGAUGCAGCCUGGCUUUCAAAACAGGAUGUUAUUUUGACUACUUAUAAUAUUUUAACUCAUGAUUUUGGAAGUAAAGAUGAUAGUCCGUUACAUAGCAUAAAGUGGCUGAGAGUGAUCCUGGAUGAAGGCCAUGCCAUUCGGAACCCAAACGCUCAGCAGACAAAAGCUGUCCUUGAGUUAGAGGCAGAGAGAAGAUGGGUGUUGACAGGUACUCCUAUCCAGAAUUCAUUAAAGGACUUAUGGUCUCUUCUGUCCUUUCUAAAACUUAAACCAUUUGUUGAUAGAGAAUGGUGGCAUAGAAUAAUACAGCGUCCUGUCACUACAGGAGAUGAGGGAGGACUUAGGCGUUUACAGUCCUUAAUUAAAAGUAUCACACUUAGAAGAACAAAAACAAGCAAAAUUAAAGGGAAACCUGUUUUGGAGUUACCAGAAAGGAAAGUAUUUAUUCAGCACAUUACUCUGUCAGAAGAAGAGAGAAAGCUUUAUCAGUCUGUUAAAAAUGAAGGCAAAGCUGCCAUCGGAAGGUAUUUUACUGAAGGGACUGUCCUUGCACACUAUGCAGAUGUCUUGGGUCUUCUGCUUAGAUUGCGGCAGAUUUGUUGCCACACCCAUCUUCUUACAAAUGGAAUGUCUUCAAGUGGCCUUUCCGGAAACAAUACACCCGAAGAACUGAGAAAGAUGUUAAUAGAGAAGAUGAAGUUAAUUCUGAGCUCUGGUUCAGAUGAAGAAUGCUCAAUCUGCCUGGAUUCAUUAACAUUGCCUGUGAUAACGCAUUGUGCACAUGUGUUUUGUAAGCCUUGCAUUUGUCAGGUCAUUCAGUGUGAGAAGCCACAUGCAAAGUGUCCUUUAUGCAGAAAUAAUAUACGUGGAGAUAAUUUAUUAGAAUGUCCUCCAGAAGAAUUGGCAUGUGACAGUGACAAAGAGUCCAGUAGGGAAUGGACGUCCAGCUCAAAGAUUGAUGCUCUAAUGCAUGCUUUGAUUGAAUUACGGACAAAGAACCCCAACAUAAAAAGUUUAGUUGUUUCUCAGUUUACCACAUUCCUGUCUUUAAUAGAAACAUCACUUAAAGCCUCAGGAUUUCUGUUUACUCGCUUAGAUGGUUCCAUGGCUCAGAAGAAAAGAGUUGAAUCAAUUCAGUGUUUUCAAAGCACAGAAGCAGGAUCUCCUACAGUAAUGCUGCUGUCCUUAAAAGCAGGUGGAGUUGGCUUGAAUCUCUGUGCAGCUUCUCGAGUGUUCCUAAUGGAUCCGGCCUGGAAUCCUGCUGCCGAAGAUCAGUGCUUUGACCGGUGCCAUCGACUUGGCCAGAAACAAGAGGUUAUCAUCACAAAAUUCAUUGUGAAGGAUUCUGUUGAAGAAAAUAUGUUGAAAAUACAAAACAUGAAACGAGAGCUUGCAGCUGGAGCCUUUGGAACUAAGAAAACAGAUGCUAAUGAAAUGAAACAAGCUAAAAUCAAUGAAAUCAGAACUUUAAUUGAUUUAUAAUUCGUGGGGUUUUUCUAAGACACAAGAUGACUAAGAAAAAGCUUUAUGGUUUAUGGUAUAGACCGAAGAACAACUGAGAUUUUAUUUAUGCUACAAGAGACUUGACUAAGAAAGAUGAUAGAUACCCUUCUACAUAUCUUACUCACUAAAUCCUCCCAGCCUGUAUGCCUGCAAGGGAACAGGAUUGGCCAGCAAGCAUCCUCUCAGGCCGUUCCUCAUGGUGGCCAGGCAUGGCAGCCAGGCGAGGCAGAGCUGUGUUCAGGUCAGGAUGACUUCUGUAGGGGUGAAGUGCUGUAGCUGCCCGCGGCCAUGCGAGCUGGAUUCUCUCGGAAGGGAAGGAGGAGCCUGGAAAAAAUUUGGGGGGUGGAGGUUGGGAGAGAAAUAAAUGGGCCAAGUCUGAUUUCCGAUCAAAGCCGCCUUUACUAGAAAGAUCACAUGUAUAUAUACAUUUCAGGAAAAAAAAAAACCCCGAAAGCCAGUCUCUGGUCACUGAGAUGUGGUCUGGACAUUAACACUUGCAGCUACCAGGAACCUACAGAGGCAUUUCCGUUUCUGGUGGGUGGUGACUCCAAGGAGGAAUUCCAGAAGGAGAUAGCGCUGCAGCAGACAAAAGCCCUUUGUCUGGUUCACCACAGGUGGGUGAGCCGCUUUUAGGAGAAGGCUAAGGAGGAGGUCUUAAAGUGGAAUAACUGGAAUUGGCCUGCUAGGGUUAGUAGUCCGUAGAUUUUGUAGGACUAGUAUCAUAUACAAAUCAAGUCUCAUUAUGUAUGGCAUUAGAGUUCUUUAGUUCCCAUACACAGUGAAAUUAAGUAUAAACUGGUUAUGGCACAAAUAAACAUGAAACAAACCCAGGUUACUCAUUUUAAUUACAAAUAAACUGAGGUUCAAAAGUGAAGGCCAUGUGCUUCUUGUCCAGAAAACUAGAGCUAUGCUCUAAGACAUUGAGAACAAUCAAAUUUGGUGUUAAUUAAAAAAAGUUAAUUCUAAGAUACAUAAACCACUGGAAUGAAGAAUUUUGUGCUGUGCUAUUUUACUACUUAGAAAUGUACUGAAAAUAUUAUAUUUCAAAUGGUGUUUCCAACUGGAUUUUUCUUUAAAUUAAAAAAAUCAAUAAAAAUCUAAAAAAUUAC
Molecule: messenger RNA, 4181 nt
Organism: Mastomys coucha (southern multimammate mouse)
Lineage: Eukaryota; Metazoa; Chordata; Mammalia; Rodentia; Muridae
Gene: Hltf
Product: helicase like transcription factor
Exons: 24
Coding region: 184-3051 (955 amino acids)
Molecular function (GO): zinc ion binding; ATP-dependent chromatin remodeler activity; ATP binding
Source: RefSeq, a predicted model, not a curated record